AUGCAGAUGAAUUCUGAAUAAACGAAAUAGUUGAAUGAGUGGAGAUUGAAAUAUGUAAAGUUGAAUCCAAUAUUACUUAUCUUUAUGGGAUUGGUAUUGAUUGCAUUUGGAAUUGUAUCAUAAACAGUUGACAUAGAUUAUGAAUAUAUAUCAACCAGAUAUGAUGAAAUUUGUGCUUCAAAGAAUUCAUGUUUUGUAAAUAAAAUCAAUAUUGAUGUGCCAUCUAAAAUGGAAUCUCCUGUAUUUUUUUCAUACGAAGUUUCCUCUUUCUUCUAAAACACCGACAAAUAUUUUAACAGCAUCCCCUAUGAUUAAUUGUAUGGAGACUCAGAUUUUGAUACUUCAAUCUGUGAUCAAUAUAAAACUAAUCAAGAAAUGGGGAAAACUUUGAGUGUUACUGGAAAAGCUCUAGCACAAGAUGACAUUGCUAUACCAUGUGGCAUAGCUGCAUAUUCAUAUAUGAAUGAUGAGUUUUCGUUGAAUAAAGAUGGGAAAUAAAUUUCAAUCACGGAUUAAGGUAUUUCAUGGGAAUCAGAUAGAGAAAAAUACACAAACAUAAACUUGGAUAAACAGUGGAUUGACAUGGAAUCAGAAAGAUUUAUAAAUUGGAUGAGACCAUCUCCGUUAAGUAGGUUUCGCAAAUUGUGGGGAAGAAUCGAUUAAGACUUGGAGCCAGGCAUAUAUACAGUUAACAUUCAGAUUAAAACCAAUGAUGCCUUUGCUGAAACUAAGAAGUAUGUACUUCUACACAAUAAUGGAUAAUUCUCAGAUCCUAUUUUAGUGAUAACACUACCGUGUCUCUGCGUUGGUCCAUUCUUGAUUAUUUUUGGGAUCAUAAAUUUGAUUUAUUGGGGGAAGAAAUAAAAUUUGGUCAAAAAAUACAGAAUUUAUUGA
Paramecium tetraurelia is the source of this 894-nucleotide messenger RNA. RefSeq lists its product as uncharacterized. The transcript has 6 exons. Lineage: Eukaryota; Ciliophora; Oligohymenophorea; Peniculida; Parameciidae. The record is from RefSeq and is a predicted model, not a curated record. Gene Ontology annotation, cellular component: endoplasmic reticulum; Golgi apparatus; plasma membrane.